AGCACAUCUCUAUAAACAAGUCACCGACCGCUUUAAAUACUGAUAAUAAACAGCUGAUUAUAAUGAAGGUAUAUCAAAAUAUCAAUAAAGUGCAACAUCUGCUCUCGAUUUAAAAAUGAAUAAAAUGUGAUCUCAACGAAACGAGAGUACGGGUUAGGAUUCAAGGCGCGAGUGGUUGUGUGACGUCAUGCAGUUCAAAAUGAACAGCAAAAUUAUUAUACUUUUGCUAGUGAAUAUUCUAGUAUGCCUAGCAGAAAUACCCAUUGUAAUCAAUACGUGGAAAUUUCAACAUUCUGCACAAAAAGCAUGGAGUGUGCUGAAUGAAGGUGGAGACUCAGCAUUAGAUGCUCUAACUGCUGGCUGUGAAGUAUGCCAAAACGAACAAUGUGAUUUUACAGUAGGAUUCGGGGGAUCCCCUGACGAAAACGGGGAAACCACAUUGGAUGCAAUGAUAUUUGAUGGCGACACUAUGGAUAUGGGAGCGGUAGGUGGAAUAAGAAGCAUUAAAAACGUCAUAAAAGUUGCAAGGCACGUCCUUGAACGCACAGAGCAUUCCUUAUUGGUAGGAAGCUUGGCGACGCAGUUUGCGAAGAGUUUCGGAUUACCCAAGGAACCGUUAGCGACCAACUACUCCCUGAACUUGUGGAGGGAGUGGAGGUUAAACAACUGUCAACCUAAUUUUUGGAAGAAUGUCGAACCAGAUCCUAAAAGUAAGUGUGGCCCAUAUAAACCUGCAAACUUUGAAAGCGAAAGUGAUGUUGCAAGUAAAUUCGACACAGGAAAUCACGAUACAAUUGGUAUGAUCGUUAUAUCAAGAAGAGGUCAUGUUGUAGCUGGUACUUCAACCAAUGGAGCAAAAUUCAAGAUACCAGGAAGGGUGGGUGAUUCACCCAUCCCUGGGGCCGGAGCCUAUGCAGAUAGCAAAAUCGGUGCUGCGGCAGCCACUGGAGAUGGAGAUAUUAUGAUGAGAUUUCUUCCCAGGUGGUGUUACCAGAACCUUUAAAUUUUGAAGCAGCAUCCCCCAAACCCGAUUUUUUUUUCAAAACUAGCUAAAUCCAAGAAGGUGUUUAUGUUUUCCGAAAAACUGUUGAAGUCAGAUUUUUUCGAGAACAAAAUGUUACCACCUAUUCCUCAUAUAACAGCCCCAAUUUGCUUAUUUUAUGGCCAAUAGCAAACUUGCGUUUUUCCUGAAAAAUGUCCUGAAGCAGUUUUCUGGCAGUGGAACAGCUGAGGCUAGGUGCCUCGCCGUCGAAAGCGGCCAAAAUAGCAAUCACAAGAAUCGCUGAAAGAUAUCCAAAAUUUUUCGGUGGUAUCGUAGUGACUGACAAUAAAGGAGAAAUUGGUGCCGCCUGUAAUGGGAUGGAAAAAUUCCCUUUCACUGUUGCAAACGAAAGAUUUCCGGAAGGCAUCACAAAAUAUGUUUCUUGUACAGAUUAUACAAAUAAAUAAUUGAUUAAAGAAUAUAGCAAAUAUAGAUCGUUAUCCAAAAGUAAGUUAGUAGUUGUGUUUGGAAAAUAACUGAAAUUUUUAAGUAUCGCCGGCUUGGACAGUCCGAUUGUCAAACAUUUUUUUAUUAGGUUGAUAUCAUGUCCCUGAAGUAUUGAAAAAUGUUCAGCUGUAUUCAUUGUUUACUUAUAUCAUGUUUCGUAAAAAAUAAAAUAAAUACUGUGUGUGAAAU
Acanthoscelides obtectus is the source of this 1678-nucleotide messenger RNA. The record is from the annotation of a GenBank genome assembly. Lineage: Eukaryota; Metazoa; Arthropoda; Insecta; Coleoptera; Chrysomelidae.